GUGGGAAUUUACCCGCCAGCGCACACCAACUUCACCCGAAAGCCAAAAUUGCUAACAUGCGCUGACUCAAUCCCCGAUAACAAAAAAAUAAUUUGGUUAACCAAAGCAUAUCCUCUCUGCAAUUCCAAAGACAAACCAAAGAGUCAUUUUCAUUUCCCCUUUCCAUUGAACUGUUUUUACAAAAAGAAAAUCAAGUGGCUGACUUGUCGCUCGGGAAAAAUGGAUCUGUGGGCAGUCCAACUGAAGAGCGCAACUGCUCGGAACCCUCCUCCUGCUGGUGUUGGUGGUGGUGGGGCUUUGUUGUUGAAGAGGAAUUCGAUUACUGAAAGACCCAAGUCCUGGAUGAUUGGAAAACUCGGAGUCUUCGAGAUCAGGGUUUCAAGGCGAUGCCUUUCUUCAUCUGUCCAUCGUUCUUUCUCCAUUAAAGCUAUGGCUAAGAAGAAUAAUCACGAUAAUUCCUCUUCCUCUUCUUCUUCUGGAAAUGGUGAUCAAUCUAUUCCUAAUGGAGACAGUUCAAGAAGAAAUAAUUCUUCAGACAGCAAUAAAUCUGAUGACUCUGCUUCCCAGAAGUCCUACAAUGCAAACACCGACUGGAGAGAGUUCAGAGCAAUGUUAUACUAUAAUUAUCAGCAGGUAGAGAAGUCGGAGUCAGAUGCUCAUGAACAAGGUGGGAUGCCUCAUGUGUCGAAACCUCUUGGUCCAAAAUGGGCCCACCCUCUUUCAGUGCCUGAGACCGGCUGCGUUCUUGUUGCCACAGAGAAGCUUGAUAGAAUUAGCACUUUUGAACGAUCGGUGGUUCUCCUUUUGACAUCUGGAACCAGACAUACACGAGAGGGGCCAUUCGGAGUUAUUAUCAGUCGCCCACUUCACAAGAAGAUCAAAAACACGAAACCCACUGUUAAUGAAUUAGCUACUACGUUUCCUGAUUGUUCUCUGCACUUUGGGGGGCCUCUUGAAGCGAGUAUGUUUCUUUUAAGAGUGGGAAAAAAUUCCAAGUUUCCUGGGUUCGAAGAGGUGAUUCCUGGCCUCUGUUUUGGUACUCGAAAUAGUUUGGAUGAAGCUGCAGAGCUGGUGAAGAGAGGAGUGCUCAAGUCUCAGGAUUUCAAGUUCUUUGACGGUUAUGCUGGAUGGCAGCUGGUUCAGCUGAGAGAGGAAAUUGAAUCAGGUUGUUGGUAUAUGGCUGCAUGUAGCACGAAUCUUAUUUUUGGAGAUUCAUCUGAUUCUUCGUCAGAAAGUUUGUGGAAGGAGAUUUUGCAGGAAAUGGGUGGUCACUACUCAGAAUUGAGCCGGAAGCCUAAGCAAGAUAUUUAGGUACCUACAUGUUAUCUGUGAUUAGAGAAUUAAGAAAUUAAUCUGGAAGUUGACUCUUGAUGUGUAGGUGUUUAUGAAACCAAAUGUACAUAUAAUUUAAAUGGCUUUUUUACUCGGUAGAUCCUCAUUCUUCUUUUCUUCACUUCUCUUUCUAUCUCUCUCUGUUUUUUUUACCUUUUUCUCCUUGAUAAACUUUACUGCUAGUAAUAUUUGUAUUUAAUAGUAUGUAUACCUUUAAAUUAAUUGGCAUGCAUAGUGUAAUCAAAGACCUGUUUCCAGUAUCGUCAACAAGUUUGAUUUGGUUGAGUUAAUAAGGGUUCAAUAUUUCUUU
This is a messenger RNA of Durio zibethinus, 1642 nucleotides long. RefSeq names its product electron transporter, putative (DUF179). NCBI's taxonomy places the organism in Eukaryota, Viridiplantae, Streptophyta, Magnoliopsida, Malvales, Malvaceae. The record is from RefSeq and is a predicted model, not a curated record.